AUGUGGCACUCUUUAAAUAGCCCCACCUUUCUCAUCACGGCUUUGUUCUAUGCUCUAGUAGCUGCUGGACGUAAACCAGUACGAGAUGCCAAGACCUUAGGUCUCACAAUUAAACAACAAGGCGGAAACCAUUUCGAUGUUUCUGGCCCCGGAAAAUUCCGCGCCUACGUCGAGAUUGACAAGUUUUUGGAUCAAAUCGAUGUUAUAUACAUUGGUAACGCAGGGAGAGCGAUUAAAGCCCGUGAGGUUUUAUUAAGCGUUUGGAAAGAGAGCUCGGGGACCAGCGCAUCCAAAUUGAGGCGUAUCAUGUACGAUGUAAUCCAGAAUGAUGAAACUGUGUCGGUUCUGGACAGCAUUUGGAAAGCCCGCGAAAUAGACGACGGCAAACACGAUUCUGACGACGACUACGGAGACAGCUAUAAUUACGGAUCACACGACGAAGGAGAAACGGACGGCGUCAUCGAGCCAACAAUAACCGUUACAAGACCACCUCCAGGCGAGGAAGAUUGGCGGUUUAGCGAUUUGCGAGACAAGACUCCUUUUGGAAUUGGCGCAGCGAAAAUGUGUCUUGAGUAUACCGAGAUGGAGAAUCAUUUUAUAAAAUCCUUCACAUUUGGGAGGAACAAAGAGGAUGGAAAAUGGCUAGUCAUUAACUUUGGGACAGGGGUUAUUAGUCAAGUGUACUCUAAGGUCGUCAUUGUACGGGAUGGCCGUCAUUAA
Colletotrichum navitas is the source of this 720-nucleotide messenger RNA. RefSeq lists its product as uncharacterized. The coding region runs from base 1 to 720 and encodes 239 amino acids. Lineage: Eukaryota; Fungi; Ascomycota; Sordariomycetes; Glomerellales; Glomerellaceae. The transcript has 2 exons. The record is from RefSeq and is a predicted model, not a curated record.